GGAAAAAAGGGACAGGCGUGAAAGCAAGCUCAGAUAAAAUCCUCUCCUGCUUAGUUCUCUGGUACUACCCUCCUCACCUCUCCAAUCUUCUCCCCUAUCUCCCUAUAUCUCUCUCUAUCUCUCUCUUUACCGUACUUCAGAGAGAGAAACAAACACUGGGCUCAGCAGAUAUGAUACCGGGUCAGAGAUUGUGUUUGAGUUUUCCUUGAGUAUUAUGAGUAGAGGCUUUGCUGUCUUCUUCCCAAAAGAAGGAGGAGGAGGAGAAGAUGUUGUUUUCCCUUACCCAUUUGCAAGAAAGUCGAGAUUUGCAGCCCCAAAAUCAGAUCUUUUCCCUUGAUGGGCUCUUCUGUGACGAGGAGAGAUUUGAGGAUGAUUUGGGAGGAUGGUCUUGUUUCGAGAGCGAGGUUUAUCCCAAGAUUAAUGUCAAAAAGCCCUUGUCUUUCUUCGAAUCUGACCUUUUCUGGGAGGAUGAUGAACUAUUGACUCUGUUAUCCAAAGAAAAACAGACCCAUUUUGGUUCUGGGAGUCUUGAUUUGGAUGGGUCUUUAAUGGUGGCUAGAAAGGAGGCUCUGGACUGGAUGUUUAAGGUCAUUGGACACUAUGGGUUCAAUGCUUUGACUGCUGUUUUGGCUGUCAACUACUUUGAUAGGCUUAUAUCUGGUGUAUCCUUUCAGAAGGAUAAGCCAUGGAUGAGCCAGCUUGCUGCUGUGGCUUGUCUUUCCAUAGCUGCAAAAGUAGAGGAGAUUGAAGUCCCUCUUCUGUUAGACUUCCAAGUGGCAGAUUCUAAGUAUAUGUUCGAGGCGAAAACCAUUCAGAGAAUGGAGCUGCUUGUGCUCUCUACUCUUCAGUGGAGGAUGAACCCGGUGACCCCAAUCUCGUUCCUUGACCAUAUUAUUAGGCGAUUUGGAUUGAAGGGCAACCUGCAUUAUGAAUUCUUGAGGUCCUGUGAGCACAUCAUUCUCUCUGUCAUUGCUGAUUCUCGGCUACUGCAUUAUCUACCGUCUGUUAUUGCUACUGCUACGAUGUUAAUUGCUAUCAAAGAGAUUGAAUCUUGCAAUGCUGCUGAAUAUGAGAAUGAACUUGUGGCUUUACUCAAUGUCAGCAAGGAAGAGGUAGAUGAGUGUUAUAAUCUCAUUCUAGAGGUAACUGGCCAUCAUGGCAAACAGCAUUGUCGGAGCCUUAAGCGCAAAUAUGACUCUGUACCGGGCAGUCCAAAUGGUGUUAUCGAUGCAUAUUUUAGCUGUGAAAGUUCUAACGAUUCCUGGGCAUUGGCACCAUCUGUUGGUUCCUCACCGGAGCUGCUCUACAAGAGAAGCAGAUCUCGAGACCAGCAAAUGAGACUAGCCCCACUGAGCAGUGUCCGUGGUUGUGGGUAGCGGUUCUCAUCGAGCUUCCAUCCUUGGAUUCAUCUAAUGUUUCGGUGAUGGUACUACUUAAAUCUCCUUUUUAGCUAUGUGCUCUUAAACGGGAUGCUGUUGUUGUAUGACAUUCCAUAUGUUUCACUAGACGUUUUGAAUAGACCCAUGGUGCUGGUUUUUAUGGAUGCUAAA
Molecule: messenger RNA, 1550 nt
Organism: Ipomoea triloba (trilobed morning glory)
Lineage: Eukaryota; Viridiplantae; Streptophyta; Magnoliopsida; Solanales; Convolvulaceae
Product: cyclin-D3-3-like
Exons: 4
Coding region: 267-1376 (369 amino acids)
Biological process (GO): mitotic cell cycle phase transition; regulation of cyclin-dependent protein serine/threonine kinase activity
Cellular component (GO): nucleus; cyclin-dependent protein kinase holoenzyme complex; cytoplasm
Molecular function (GO): cyclin-dependent protein serine/threonine kinase regulator activity
Source: RefSeq, a predicted model, not a curated record